CACUCUCACUGGCUUAAGAAGAUCUAUAGCCUCCUCUAUCCAUCUGUGGACUGUGGUCAAACAUGUCUGUUCCAAUGACAAGACUUGCAUUUUUCCUGGCUGCAUUGGCUGGAGUUUGGGUUCAAAUCUACCAAGCCCAAAGUAUCCAAAUGCGUUGCACUUGUGCAAAAAGUGUGAAAUAUGCAACCAACAUAACAGAUUUUAAAGUUAUAGAGAGACGGUCGGGUUGUGAUAAACCUGAACUUGUUGUUACAGUAGCUGUCGGUAACAACUCAACUGAACUUUGCCUUAGCCCGGAUGGAAAGUUGGCUAAAGCUUUCUUCAGAUGUUGGGAAAAAAACAAAAACGAGACCCGUAAGCAUGAGUGCAUUGACCGAAAGAAGAAGCCAGAGAAGUGACUGCGCAGGGGGUGAUGGGAGAAUAUCCAGCAUGAGGGGCCCUUUUUGGGGCAGAUGUAUCCGGAAAAGUGUCCUGAAGUUGGGGGAAGAGGUCUGGAUAAGGGGCGCUUUGGGACAGGACCUGAGGGAAACUUGUGGGAGGACAAUGAUUAACAUCUGGAGCAGUAAAAAAACAUGAGAUGUGUUUAAAAAGCAGCCAGUCUGUGUGUGAAGGCUACAUGUUGAAAUGCACUGUAAUGUUAAGGAAUAUAGUUAUUUAUCAGAGCUAUUUAUUAUCAAAUAUUUUAUACGAUUUAUGCAAAUGCAGCACUGUAAAUAAGUGUUUUUGAUAACAUUUUUGAAUUAUAACUUUUUAAUAGUGAGCCAUUGUAAGCAGUGUAUUUCCGGACCAGCUUUAACCACUCUUUAUUUUUAUUUUUUUUACAUAUUUGUCUUGAAAGAUUGUAUUUGCUACUGUAGUCUAUACUGUUUUCUUGUGCUUAUCCAUAGGCAGGGAAAGUUACACAAUGUCAUUAGACAAAGUAGCAGCUGGUCUGCUGUAUUUGCCCUUACAACUUAAUGUGGCCAUUUUAUUUUUUAUACGCAUACAUUCUUUUUAAUAAAAGUGGUUUUGA
This is a messenger RNA of Periophthalmus magnuspinnatus, 1012 nucleotides long. Its product is annotated as C-X-C motif chemokine 9-like. NCBI's taxonomy places the organism in Eukaryota, Metazoa, Chordata, Actinopteri, Gobiiformes, Gobiidae. The record is from RefSeq and is a predicted model, not a curated record. Bases 63 to 398 code for a protein of 111 amino acids. Gene Ontology annotation, biological process: immune response. The transcript has 4 exons. Gene Ontology annotation, molecular function: chemokine activity. Gene Ontology annotation, cellular component: extracellular region.